AUGUGGGGCUUGGAUCUAUAUAUCUGCAACUACCACGCUGUUCGUCACACCAGUCUGUAUUCCAGCUUGAAACUGCUCGAACCUGCAGCGCCUCUGCAUUUCCCUCGACCGAUUACCAACAUGGCCAACCCCGCAGCAGCUCUCCCCAAGUUCGACGAUCUCCCCGAGAAGCGCCGGUUCUGGCCUGCGCCUGCGGGGUCGGAGGACGAGGGUCUCGGAAUGCUACGUUUGCUUACGAAGGAAGUUGUGGCAGAUGCGGCGCGCACACAGAUCCAAACGGGCGAGCGUGUGUGUCUGAACUGGGAUAUUGAGAACUUGAGUCCUCCAGGAUUCGGCCGCAAGCCCUUUGAACACCGCAUUAAGUGGGUGGCCGAAGGCCACGCCUUCGACGACGAGUAUCAUUUCAACCCGCAACAAUCGUCUCAAUGGGACGGUCUCCGUCACCACAAUGCACCAUACCCGACACCAGAGAACCCUGAGCGUCGAGUUUUCUACGGCGGCACCACAGCUGAAGAAAUCAAAGACACCGACUCCCCGCGCAUCGGCAUCGGGCACUGGGCGAAGAAAGGCAUCGCUGGUCGCGGCGUGCUAAUCGACUACGUCUCCUACGCUGAGAAGAAAGGCAUCAGCGUAAACGCGCUCACUCGCCAAACUAUCUCCCUCGACGAGGUGCUCGAGAUCGCCCGCGAAUGCAACAUCACCUUCCAGCACGGUGAUAUCUUCUUCCUACGCGUUGGUCUGCCGGGAACAUGGGCGGCGAUGUCGGCCGCGGAGCGAAAGGCGUACAGCGAGCAAUCGAUGCCUCAGCAUGCGGGCAUCGAGCAGAGCGAGCGGGUCCUGCGCUUUAUGUGGGAUAAUCACUUUGCAGCGGUUGCGUCUGAUGCUGUUAGUUUCGAGGUCUUCCCAGCUCGCUCGCCGGAACAUGAUCUGCACCACCAUCUGCUGGCUGGCUGGGGUGUGCCGAUUGGGGAGAUGUUUGAUUUGGAGGAGUUGGCGGCGACGUGCAAGCGGUUGGGUCGGUGGAGUUUCUUUAUUUCGAGUAGUCCGUUGAAUUGCAAGCGGGGAGUUUCGAGUCCGCCAAAUUGCAUGGCGAUUUUCUAG
This is a messenger RNA of Penicillium argentinense, 1101 nucleotides long. RefSeq lists its product as uncharacterized. NCBI's taxonomy places the organism in Eukaryota, Fungi, Ascomycota, Eurotiomycetes, Eurotiales, Aspergillaceae. The transcript has 3 exons. Gene Ontology annotation, molecular function: arylformamidase activity. The record is from RefSeq and is a predicted model, not a curated record. Bases 1 to 1101 code for a protein of 366 amino acids.